Linepithema humile (Argentine ant) is the source of this 871-nucleotide messenger RNA. RefSeq lists its product as uncharacterized. The record is from RefSeq and is a predicted model, not a curated record. NCBI's taxonomy places the organism in Eukaryota, Metazoa, Arthropoda, Insecta, Hymenoptera, Formicidae.
AUUGUUUUAUACAGAUACGCUGAAAAUAGUGCAGAUGUUUCCAAUUUACGGGACUACGAAGUUUUAGUUCAUUCGACACAGGCUCAAGAAAGAAUUCAAGAAUUUGAUCGAUUACGAAAAGCAAGGCACCUCCUGGAUGCUAUUUCGCUAAUAAACGAUUUGCUUGCUGAUGGUUCUGAAGUAGAAAUACUAACACUUGCUGGAAUAAUAGUUAAAAGAUUAAAUAAAUUAGGCGUGACAAAUCUAAUGACGGAUAAAAAAGACGUACAUUGGUAUCAUGGUUCAAAAUUGUCAGCUUUGAGACUUGCGCAUAGUGGUAUUUAUCACUGCUGCACAUUCUGCUCUAGUGGUGGGAAAAAGGAAGUGACUUGCGGAUGUAGAGGCACAAUGCCUGGCGGAUAUAAAGGUUGUGGCCAUGGACAUAUCGGGCAUCCAGGUAUCAAUCAUUGGUCUUGUUGUGGAUCUAUAUUGCGCAAUGGCCGUUGUUUAAUGAUACAAAAAACCAUGCAUCAACUUACAUUGUAAAUCUAUAAUGAAUUAAUAAAUAUAUCUGCUGUAUAUAAAGUAUUUUAUUUACAAUUAUAAAAUGGGAAAUAUCUCAGGAAGAGCUUAACCAAAGGAAGCAUGUAUCUAGUGUUCUGAAAAUGUUUCAAUAUUGGUUACAAAAAUAUGCAAUAAAAAAAUAGAAGUUCCUAUUUAAAAUUUUUAUGUUGACCUUGACAGAGUUUUCCAAGAUCAUUGCAAGGUAAAAAAAUAUUACUGUCUUCUCUUCUCCUCGAAAUCUUGUAAUUUUUGUUCAAAACAGUUGCAUAUCUUCCUUAAUUCCCAAGAUAUUUGCGAUAAAAUUUAAAAUGGGACAUCCUGUAUAUAU